UACUACGAUGCUUCUAAACAAUGUCAACGUGACGGUGGCACACUUGUAUCUAUCUAUAAUAAAAAGAAAAAUGACCUUAUCACUCAAAUGGCUAGAAAAGCGGGCUCUUUAGUUUGGUUAGGGAUAAAAUGUCCACAUUCUUAUCGACAUCACUGUAUUUGGGACGAGAGUCAAGCUCAUCUUCAAGACUAUUCUGUGUUCUUCCAUGACCAUUCUAAAAGCGUGCCUCCCCGCCCCGUCGACGUUGCCGAGAAGUAUUCCAGGUUUUUGAUUGAGUUAACGCCGCAGUUUGGACAAAUAGGUAACCCAAACAGUAUUGGUGAAUGUGUAAUGAUGAUGAUUGGUGAACUUGCUAAUGGAAAAUGGGUUAGUGCCGAUUGCAGAUACAUGCGAGUUGCUUUCGUUUGUCAAGUUGCAAGAAAAAAACUUUGCGGUGAUUAUCGUGAGUACGCUAAAGGUGGUAAAUGCUACAAACGAAUUCACCAACGUUUAUCUUUUGAUGAAGCCGAGCGUUACUGCCAACAAGAAUGCGGCCACCUCGCUUCCAUUCAUAACGCUGAGGAGAACGAGAUUUUUCAUGAAAUGUUCGACUAUAAGGGAGACUACGGUAGACUUGGCUUAAAGCAAUCAAAUGACAAUUUUUCGUGGACGGACAAUACGACUUUCGACUACAACAAUUUUGGAGUCAACAAUACAAAACUCGGCGAUUGCGUGGCUAUGUCGCUAGCUGAUGAGAUAGUAAACGCCACGCAAUGGAUCAACGUUCCAUGUGAUCAAGGACUCCCAUUUGUAUGUCAAAAAGUUCGAGGAGCAUGUUUCAAUACAACAACGAUUUCCGAAGUACCACCUCCAACAAUGGCUCCAACUACUUGUGAUCAACCACAAUUUUUCGAUCGAAAUGGCACGGUAAUCCAACUCGUUCCUUGA
This is a messenger RNA of Strongylus vulgaris, 927 nucleotides long. Lineage: Eukaryota; Metazoa; Nematoda; Chromadorea; Rhabditida; Strongylidae. The record is from the annotation of a GenBank genome assembly.